This is a messenger RNA of Nicotiana tabacum (common tobacco), 1419 nucleotides long. Lineage: Eukaryota; Viridiplantae; Streptophyta; Magnoliopsida; Solanales; Solanaceae. The record is from RefSeq and is a predicted model, not a curated record.
AUGGCUUCAAUUUGUAGCUUCGGAAUAGCUUUUGUAUUAGGCCUUAUUCUUGGGUGCAGUCGUGCAGAAGAUAAGCUCUUCAAUGUCCAAUCCUACGGUGCUAAAGCAGAUGCAAACACAGAUAAUAGUAAGGCAUUCUUGAGUACUUGGAAGGAUGCAUGCCAAUGGAGUGGAACAGCCAAAUUCUUGAUACCUUCAGGGGAAUACUUGGUAUAUGCUGCAAAUUUUAUUGGACCAUGCAGUGGAUCCAUAACCUUCCAAAUCCAAGGGGUUGUUAAAGCUCCAACAGAUCCUUCUCUAUUCUGCAAUUCGACUUGGAUUUCCUUUCAAUAUGUGAAUGGCUUAGAGAUUGAAGGAGGCGGAACUUUAGAUGGACAAGGGGCUUCAGCUUGGCCUUAUUUUGAUACUUCCAAGAAUUCUAACUGCCCAGCCCUUCCUAUCGCAUUCUUGAGUACUUGGAAGGAUGCAUGCCAAUGGAGUGGAACAGCCAAAUUCUUGAUACCUUCAGGGGAAUACUUGGUAUAUGCUGCAAAUUUUAUUGGACCAUGCAGUGGAUCCAUAACCUUCCAAAUCCAAGGGGUUGUUAAAGCUCCAACAGAUCCUUCUCUAUUCUGCAAUUCGACUUGGAUUUCCUUUCAAUAUGUGAAUGGCUUAGAGAUUGAAGGAGGCGGAACUUUAGAUGGACAAGGGGCUUCAGCUUGGCCUUAUUUUGAUACUUCCAAGAAUUCUAACUGCCCAGCCCUUCCUAUCUUUUGCCGUAAAAGUGCAUUUACGAUAUUACUCAAUCAUAGAAGCGACAGCCCUAACACCGACGGCAUUCACAUGAGCGUCUCCACCAACAUUCAAGUUUUGGAUUCCAACAUUGGCACCGGAGACGAUUGUAUAUCUAUGAUCAAUGGCAGCCAAAGCAUCAACAUUUCAGGAAUAACUUGUGGCCCUGGCCAUGGAAUAAGCAUCGGAAGCUUAGGGAAAAUACAAAAUGAAGUCGUCACAGACGUACACGUCAAAAAUUGCACUCUCAUUGCUACUCAAAAUGGCGCCAGGAUUAAGACUUGGGCACCAUCGGAGUCUGGUAGUGCCACAAGUAUAAAUUUUGAGGAUAUUUUCAUGGAUAAUGUUAGAAAUCCUAUCAUUAUUGAUCAGCAUUAUUGUUCAUCGCCUCCUUGCAGCAGUCAGGCGAGCUCAGUGCAAAUCAAAGACGUGACAUUCAAUAACAUAAGAGGAACUUCAAGUUCAAUGGCAGCUGUUACUUUGAAUUGCAGUGCUUCAUUUCCUUGCCAGGGAAUCAACCUUAGUGAAAUCAAUUUGGUAUACAAUGGAGCUGGUGGACCCGCUGUCUCGUCGUGUGAUAAUGCCCACGGGACUGCCACCGGCAUGGAGUUGCCUCCAAGUUGUUUAAAAUCGUCUCUUGAUUCAUGA